UUAAAUUGCAGGUGUGGAUUGGCAAUCAGAAACGGAAUUUAAAAAGACUAAAAGGGGGAAUGACAUCUUCUGAAACUGAACAAUCUGCAGUACAAUUGAAAAGAGCUAAAAGUAUACAAGGGCCAAAUGCAUAUAACUUGUUUUGCAGUAACUUUUUCAAAUCAGAUGAGUGCAAAGGAUUAUCGCACUCCGAAAAGAACAAGCUUGCUGCAGAAAAAUGGUCACAUCAAAACAGUGAUCAGAAAGAAAAGUACCGAGAAACUGCAAAGGCAAUAAAUUGUGUGAAAAUCGAUCAAUUGGAUGAGGUUCAAAAGAGGAAAAUUAUUGAAAGACAUAUUAAAAAACUUCAGGAAGAGAUUAUUGUGCUUGAAGAUCUGGGAUGCCAAAUUUCAUCAUUGAUGGUAGACAACAUGGGAGUAGUUUUCCAAAUUGGAUCGAAUCAAGGAAACCAGUUCUUGUCAUGCAAUCCUGAAAUUGGCAUUAAAUUUUGAGAAUACUUUGGUAAUAAGUUAAAGAAAAUUUUAGUGUGUUGUACAGUAUGUUGUUGCUACUGAAAAUAUUCUAGAGAUAGGAUUAGGAUUGUAUUUGCUUUAGAAAAGGGUUGGCAAGAGAAAUACAUUAUGCAAAAAAAUAUUGUUUGAUUACUUUGAUACCACAUUACUGUGGAUGAAGAACUAAUGUUUUUCAUGAGAGGUUGAAGAAA
Molecule: messenger RNA, 703 nt
Organism: Dendronephthya gigantea
Lineage: Eukaryota; Metazoa; Cnidaria; Anthozoa; Malacalcyonacea; Nephtheidae
Exons: 3
Coding region: 60-491 (143 amino acids)
Source: RefSeq, a predicted model, not a curated record